AUGGAGAUGAAGGCGAAAAAGAAGAAAGAGAUGAAGCUAAAGCUGAAGAUGAAGAUGAAAAUGAAAAUGAAGUUGAAACUGAAGAUGGAAACGAUGAUGGUGAUGAAGUUGAAGUUGAAGCUGAAGAUGAAGAUGCAGACGAAGGUGCACACGAAUAAGAAGAUGAACAUUGUGAAGCCUGAGUCAAACAAGUGCCCCACUCCUGGGUGCAUCGGUCUCGGGCACGUCACGGGACUCUACUCCCAUCACCGCAGCCUUUCCGGAUGUCCACGGCGCGAUAAGGUGUCGUCUGAGUUGCUCGCCCUCCACGAGACCAUUCUUAAAUGCCCCACGCCGGGCUGUAACGGGCGGGGGCACGUCAGCACCGGGCGCAACUCGCACCGCAGUCUCUCCGGAUGCCCGAAGGCGGCCGCCAGCAAGGCCGCGGCUCGGGAGCUCAAGUACCAGAAUGGUCUACUGUUUCGCCAGAAGCUUCACACCGCCGUUAUAAAAUAUCAGCAACUCAGUGACUGUCGGAGCGCCGCGCUGGUGGCAACUGGCAACGCAGCAGACAACGCACCCAACGGCACCAGCAGUAGUACGGCACCGGCCGGUGACACGAUGCUCGAGAGUGCGUACGGGCGGGACCAGGAGCUGGUCCGGUACGCCCAGAUGGACGACAUACGGCCGCACCACCACCACCACCACCACCACCACCAUCAGUAUACGAGCGUGGCGCACUACGACGCACCACCGGGCCAGGGUCCAUCCGGAACGGGGGGCUGGUCGUACGAUCCGGGCGCGUUCGAGCGCUACGACAUGGCGACCGGGUAUGGCGUGCAGAAGGGGGGCACCGUCUACGGAGCGUACGCGCCACUCGACGACUACUCCGUCCUGCCCGGCGGCGGCCUGCAGGGCAACCACGGGGGUGCAGGGCAAUCUGGGCUGCUAAUGCCACCGGCCGCCGUCCCGGCCCUGCUCAAGAUGGAGCUACCGGACGAUGGAGCUGCCAAUGGCGGCGGGACCCCGCUGUACCCGCGGCACGUCUACCACUACGAUCCGAGCUCCGGGUGUUCCGGCGCUCAGGUCAGCCCGGCAUCAUCCGUGUCCGUCGCGUCAGCGCCCACCACCAACUCCGGGUCGGGCUUCUCCGCCAUCAACCUGAGCGUCAAGGUUGCGACACCGAGCGGCAACCUAGGAUCGCCCCCGGCAUCAUCCGGUGAGGGUGCGGGCGAAACAUCGGCGGAAGCGCACCAUACCUCCUCGCCGAACCUCACCGGUGUGUCCUCGUCGUCCCCGCACACGGCGAGCCCCCCGGGGCACACGCUGGACUUGAGCGUUAGCCGGCUGCCCAACACGACGACAGCCACCGGCGGCAGCCCGGCUCAGUACCAGACGGAAACGGAGACGGCGGCAGUGGCAGUGGCCUCCAACAACGUCCGCUCGCCCCCGGCCGAACCAGUCGACUUCAGUGGACCGGCGUCGUCCGGAGCCGGCGGCCGGUCCGGCGGGCUCGGCUUCGGCUUCAUGGGACCGCCUGGGGCCACCCAGCAGCAACCCGGCUACAGCCGCGAGUCCACGCCCGACAGUGCCGCCUCGCACUACCUGGAGGGCUACCGAGAUCAGCACAGUGGGUACAGUCCGCAUCCUGGCUACGGUAUGGUGGAGUACGCGAACGGCUACCCCGGUUACGGCACCAACUACCAGGCGUGCCCCCCGUUCGGUGCCUCGCUCGGCCGGUACGGUGUGACCGUCCCGACCGGGUACACGCCAACCGGUGGUGCCUGCUACGCCAUGCCGCCACCAUCGCACAUUCCUGCGUCCCACGACAAGCUCUUGAAGGACGGCCUCACCGGACUGGCGCGUACUGAUAGGCAGUACCACCACCAUCACCACGCCAACACCCAGGAGCUGAAGUGUCCAACGCCUGGGUGCGACGGGUCCGGGCACGCCACCGGCAACUACUCGUCCCACCGCAGCCUGUCCGGGUGUCCGCGAGCUACCAAGCCGAAGAACAAACCACGCGACGGCCAAGAGUCGGAACCGCUCAGAUGUCCCAUUCCAGGUUGCGAUGGAUCGGGCCAUUCGACGGGCAAGUUUCUGUCACAUCGCAGCGCCUCCGGAUGCCCGAUCGCCAACCGGAAUCGGAUACGGGUCAUGGACACGGCCCACGGGCACGGCGGUCAGGGGGGUGUCGAAUCGCUGAGUUCCCACCACCCGAAGCUAAAUGCAGCGGCCAGCGACCAGUGGUCGGUCAGCCAGGACCUACCAAUCAAGAAGACCAAGUACUCGGACGACCAUCCGAUGAUCGUGGCGUCUGGUUAUGGCAAACCAUACUCCUCCAUGGCAGAUAUGCUGGUGUCGGCAGAACGGGACGCGUCGGGCAACAGGAGCACCAGCGCCAGCAGCACCAGCGUCGCUAGUAGGUCGCAGGACUCGCACCUGGUGGUUUCCACGCUCAGCACCCAUUCGCCCACCGCCGAUGCACCCCAUCCGAACGACGGUGCUGGCGUCUGUGGAGGGCCUGUUAACGGCGGCGGCGGCGGCGGCGCCAGCACCGGCGAAGAUCUGCUGUCGCUGGAGGCCGAGAUCUCCGAGUUGCAGCGGGAGAACGCCCGUGUCGAGUCGCAGAUGCUGCGGCUGAAGACCGACAUCAGUGCGAUGGAGUCGCAUCUUGGUAACACCGACCGGGAAAGUGAGGCAAACUCGGACCUUCGUGGUAACCACGUAGCAGGCUACUACGACCAUCUGCGCAACAACGUGAUCACCUUGCUCGAGAAUGUCAAAAUCCCGCCCAUCCCCGCCCGCACCUCGUCUGGUCUGCAUCUGGACGGGUGCUGCGGCCCGCUGCUCCCCGACGGCAGUGGGACCGCGCGGGCGCCCUCUGGUGGCGAGGAUCCGAGGCACCUAACACUGGGCGCACCGGACAAAGGGCAGUCCUCGCCGGCCCAGCCAGGCCCCAGCCCUGUACCACCGACGGCCACCGGCGCCCACCAGCGGGGCCCACCAGUCACGGACGAGGGCACCGGCGGGCACCAGUUUGACAACUACCUGUCAAAGCUGCAAUCGCUGUGCUCGUCGCAGCCGGCCGUCGAUGUCGAACUGCAGCACCUCACCCCUCACCAGCAGCUCACCCAGCACCCACAGCAUCUCAAUCCGCACCCCAACCAGCAGCAUCACAACGCGCAGCAUCACCCGGAAGGGCACGCGCCACCACCUUCCCUACCGUCCAUAGCUCUGCCACCGGUACCACCGCCGCUGUUGUCCUCGGCAUUGCACCACCACUACCAACCGCAGCCAGCGCCACCGUCGGCAGCAUCGCUAGCGCCACCGCCGGCACCCCCGCCAGUGCCACCAUCGGCGCCGCCACCGCCAUCGGCACAUCUGAACCUGUACGAUGUGGCCGGCUCGAUGUACGCCAAUCUCGGUCCGACCCCGGACGUCCGCUCACUCUACGACUCCAUGAAGCUGUCCGGUGUGGGCCCCGUCGACAGCAACUUUGGUGCACCUCUAUCCACACCGAUCUAG
Molecule: messenger RNA, 3507 nt
Organism: Anopheles cruzii
Lineage: Eukaryota; Metazoa; Arthropoda; Insecta; Diptera; Culicidae
Exons: 13
Coding region: 1-3507 (1168 amino acids)
Biological process (GO): regulation of transcription by RNA polymerase II
Cellular component (GO): nucleus
Molecular function (GO): zinc ion binding; RNA polymerase II cis-regulatory region sequence-specific DNA binding; DNA-binding transcription factor activity, RNA polymerase II-specific
Source: RefSeq, a predicted model, not a curated record